Molecule: messenger RNA, 417 nt
Organism: Suillus plorans
Lineage: Eukaryota; Fungi; Basidiomycota; Agaricomycetes; Boletales; Suillaceae
Exons: 1
Source: RefSeq, a predicted model, not a curated record
GUUGGUCUUACAAGCCCGUGUGGCUUCUGCGGUUGUUCUGGAGUGCCUGAGUGCACUAUCAGAAUCACGGUACCAAGCACCGGGGCACCCACCUGGGAAACAAGACGUAUAUACCAGCACGCAUUCAGGUAUGGGUCCAUCGAUUCAGGAUCAAAGAACAAGCCCUGUCGCAACUUACCCCUUAAAUGUGUGCUCUGUCACCCUGUACUACCUCCCCAGCCCGGAAAGACCACACGAAAGGUUCCCGUACUCCCUGUUGAAGCCAUAUGGCGCUACAACAUGACAGCGCAUAUCCUGGACCAGCACGAGGAGUACGCUGUCCCAGGACAUAGAGAGGCCGGAGUUCCAUUGCCAGUAAGCAUGUGGAAGACGAUGAAGCUUACGGAUCUUGAACAGGGCACUUCGCACAUCCCGGAG